AUGCUACGCAAGGUAUCCGUGUCAUCUAUACAUAUGCAUAUGCGAGCUUGCGAGCAGUGCGAAGCAGUGCCACCGCGUGGAGUACUGAAGUUUGUUUUUGACGUACUCUUAAAAGAAUUGUAUAGACAAUUGUAUUUUCAUAUUAUUAAUUAUUAAUAUUCUUACUUUCAAUAUAAAAUGCAAGACCCAAACGAAGAUACCGAGUGGAAUGAUGCCUUGAGAAAGCAAGGAAUUAUUCCUGCAAAAGAAAAGGAGAAAGAAAUCACAGAGGAUCAAAUUGUCGAUCUCUUGGAAAGUACAAUCGAUAAAAAACUUGGCCGAGCUAGCCAUAACGCGGACAGUCUAACACUCGAUGAGCUAGAUGAACUUGAAGAUGAAGAAGACGAAAAAGUGCUGUUGGAAUACCGGAGAAAGAGGAUAGCUGAAAUUAAAGAACUUACGGAGAAGGCAAAAUUUGGCGAAGUUAGAGAAAUAUCAGCACAAGAUUAUGUUCAAGAAGUUAAUUGUGCCGGAAAAGAGAUUUGGGUUGUUUUACAUCUCUACAAGCAAGGGAUCCCCUUGUGUUCUCUACUGAAUCAACACUUGACAUCUUUGGCUAGAAAGUUCCCAGCGACGAAGUUUUUGAAAAGCAUCUCUACAACUUGUAUUCCAAAUUGGCCGGACAGUAAUUUGCCAACGAUUUUCAUCUAUAACAACGGAAACAUGGUUAAGCAGUUCAUUGGUCCAAUUGAAUUGCGUGGAAUGAAGAUCACUGAAGCAGAGCUAGAAUGGUUACUGGGCCAAGCGAAAGCAGUCCCCACAAAGAUAAGUGAAGAUCCGAGACCAAAGGUACGUGAUGUACUAUUUUCAACUUUGAAGGAUCAAAACGAUGAUCUUGCCGAUGACAACGAUUGGUGACAGAGCUACUUGAUUUCGAUUUUAACUUCACACAAAUUACGAAAGAACAGAUUUUAUCUAACAGAAUUUAUAAUAUAAACGUAAUAAAUAAAUAAAGAAAUAUAUACAAAAAUAA
Neodiprion fabricii is the source of this 1012-nucleotide messenger RNA. It is a transcript of the gene viaf, whose product is annotated as viral IAP-associated factor homolog. The record is from RefSeq and is a predicted model, not a curated record. Bases 178 to 897 code for a protein of 239 amino acids. Gene Ontology annotation, cellular component: cytoplasm. The transcript is spliced from 5 exons. Gene Ontology annotation, biological process: protein folding. Lineage: Eukaryota; Metazoa; Arthropoda; Insecta; Hymenoptera; Diprionidae.